AUGGCUAUUACUACGAAAACGCUAACCGCAUUUGUUUUCAGUAUCAUUUGUAUUAUAUCUUAUGUUGAUUGUCAUACAACAAUUGCUAGUGCCCCAGCCCCAGGCAUGUACGGAACGGAAUCUUCACCAGGUAAUGAUCCUGUCAAGUAUGGAGGUUGCUUUAUAACACCAGCGUGUUUUGCCCCAGGCCAAUAUACCAUUGGUUGCAUUGUGUAUUGUAAAACAUCUCAUUAUGCUAUUGGCAAGUGUGAGGGACCAAAAUGUUGUUGUUAUCAACAUAUUGAUAAUGCGUCUGAGGUGAAACAAUCCAACCAAAUGUAAUUGUAUCACUUGAAACAUAACAUCAACACUUUUAUUAUGUUCUCAAUAUUUAUA
Camelina sativa (false flax) is the source of this 375-nucleotide messenger RNA. NCBI's taxonomy places the organism in Eukaryota, Viridiplantae, Streptophyta, Magnoliopsida, Brassicales, Brassicaceae. The record is from RefSeq and is a predicted model, not a curated record.